AUGUUCGAUCGUCUUCUGUCGCAGUUCAGCCGAAAGCGUGUCGCCUCCGAGAGUGUCGUCGCCCAGCAGCAACUGACCGACAAGACGAAUGUCUAUACUGUUAAACCGCAAGAUCCAAAUCUUGAAAAGAAACAGAAGUUUACACCGGUACAAAAAGUGUGCCUCAAGUGUCUGGCUGGUGAGAGUGGCCACAUCACACACGUCUUGUCGAAUCUUUCCAAUUGA
This is a messenger RNA of Caenorhabditis remanei, 225 nucleotides long. RefSeq lists its product as uncharacterized. Lineage: Eukaryota; Metazoa; Nematoda; Chromadorea; Rhabditida; Rhabditidae. The coding region runs from base 1 to 225 and encodes 74 amino acids. The transcript has 2 exons. The record is from RefSeq and is a predicted model, not a curated record.